AUGACACUCAGCUGUUUCUCCCUGGCGUUGACACUGAGUAUUCUUUACUUCUUCGACGGCAAGCCCUUGGAAUCGUGGCCCCUCUACCUGUCACUGGGCACAAUCAUAUCGACCAUGGCACAGAUUUCUCGCACCUCUCUUGCCUUCGCCAUCACGCCCUGUCUGGGGCAGGCAAAGUGGAAUUGGUUUUCCCAAAGAGAAGACGACAUUCUGGUCUUUAGAACCUUCGAUGAAGCAAGUAGAGGGCCUUUGGGAAGUUUGCAGCUGCUCUGGAAGCUCAAGUAUCGACAUCUCGCCUCGCUCGGCGCUCUAGUAACGGUUGUAAUGUUCGGAUACGACCCCUUCGUCCAAGCCAUAGUCAACACAUCUGGAUAUGAGGUCCAACUCAUGGAAAGCUCAAGAGCCGAAAUUCGGGCAUCAAUCAAGAUCUGUGUAGGCGAAGAACAGACAACAGGAAGACAGAUUACUUUGAAGAACAAAAAUGGCUCGAUGGGACCCGACAUGGUGGUCUUCCAGGAAAGUGCACUGACAGCGGACUAUGGCCUGACGCUUGCCGUCUAUGAUGGAUUCGUCAACAAGUCCGCGGCCUUGGUUGACCCUUACCAGCCAUCCUUCUCUUGCGAGACCGGUAAUUGCACAUUCCAGAAUUUCGACUCAUUGGCAGUUUGCAGCCGUUGCAUUAAUGUGUCAGAUCAUAUUCGAAAAGAACAAGUGCCCAGUGGAGGGAGUACUUAUACACGAUAUCUACUGCCAUACGACUUGGAAAUUCUCAAUUGGGACGACGCAAAGCCGCCGAGGGAUAAAAGUUCCUGGGGAUCAUUGACUGUCCUCACCUCAAUAUCACCAAAUCAAACCGUUGUCAAAGUCAUAGCCAACCGAUCCGAGUCGAUAUCUUUUGCCAACUUUACUACCACCUUUGUUGUUUUCAGAAUCAUCCAGUCUACACCGGAAUUUGUCAAUGACCUUUCGCCUUGGAAUACGACGUUUCCACUCGCCAUGGAAUGCGGCUUAUCCUUCUGCGUCAACCGAUACAAUUCGAGCGUCAGGAAGGGCAUACUCCAUGAAUCCAUUCUUGACUCGCGGAACGAGUGGUUACAUCCGUCGCUGUUGCCUCGAGACGGAUUUUUGGAACGCAACAUCUCCACAAAAAGACAGAGAGAAGAAUGGAUGUAUCCCUUCAACCACACACUAAGCAGCCCAGUCCGCCCAGAUUUACAUGGCACGCUCUGGGAUUUUCCGCGAUCUGAUUUACUCCUGGCUACACACCCCAGUCUUGACCCUGGGGACCAUGAUGACCCUGGUGCCACUACGGUUUCCAACCGCCUUCCCUACUUCAACAUCACCCAAAUAACCCUAGCCUCUACAAUUGACUGGUUCACCCACGUCCUUGCCCCCGAGCCACUGAUUUAUCCAACCACAGCCGAUAUAGGUUACGGUAACCCCGUCGCCGGAGCCAUAGCCAAAUCAACCAAUCUCAGCAUCACUUUCAACAAUGUCGCCCGUAGUAUGACAGCCUGGAUCCGCGAGAAAGAGGGGAUAUGGGUAAAGGAGAGCUCCACGAAGAAAUGGGAGUUCCGUUUCUGCAUCCGUUGGCCAUUCGUCACCGUUCCUGUGGCGGUCAUGGUGGCGAGCGCGCUCUACCUUGGGCUUACCAUUUGGCAGACCCGCAUGUACGGCGUGGACCCUUGGAAAGAGGACGCUUUGGCGGCGAUAGCUCAUGGACUUGAUCAGGAGAGCAAGGCAAAGAUUUGUCAGGCAGAAAGGGUGGGGUUGAGGAAUGAAGCUGCGAUGGGGAUGAGGGUUAUGCUACGGCAGGGGAUGUAUGGUGAGGUCGAGUUGAGGGAUGUGGGUAAGGAGGGAUGA
This is a messenger RNA of Neurospora crassa OR74A, 1863 nucleotides long. RefSeq lists its product as hypothetical. The record is from RefSeq and is a predicted model, not a curated record. The transcript is spliced from 2 exons. Bases 1 to 1863 code for a protein of 620 amino acids. NCBI's taxonomy places the organism in Eukaryota, Fungi, Ascomycota, Sordariomycetes, Sordariales, Sordariaceae.